AUGAGGAACAUUCACAUGGGUUUGAUUGUUGGGGCGGUGUGCUGCAUAGGACUUGUUGCGGGGAUGCUAAUUUGGCACUUUACAGACAAUGUACACCAGAACAAAAAACUUGUCCCAGCAAAUGUUAAAUGGUUACCAGAGAGGGAGCUGCGGGGUGUUUGGGUUGCUACGGUGAACAAUAUCGACUGGCCAGACACACAAGGAGAUUCAACAGAAAACCAGAAGAAGCAGAUGACCAAUAUCUUGGACCUGAUGGUAGAACUGAACCUGAAUGCCCUCUUCUUUCAGAUACGACCAGUUGGAGAUGCCUUCUACAACUCCAACAUUGAGCCAUGGAGCAAGUAUCUGACAGGAGAACAAGGAAAAGCACCCACACCCCCAUAUGAUCCACUUGAGUUUGUUGUUGAAGAAGGACAUAAACGAAACAUUCAAGUUCAUGCUUGGUUUAACCCAUACAGGGCAAAUAUGGCUAGCAAUACAGAGGGAUUGGCCCCGAAUCAUAUGGCCCACAAGUUUCAGAAUUACACCUAUCCAUAUGGUAAAUACUUAUGGAUGGAUCCUGGUGCCUCUGAAGUCACAGAUCACCUGAUUAAUGUAGUAACUGAUGUUCUCAAUAGGUAUGACAUCGAUGGAGUUCAUAUGGAUGAUUAUUUCUAUCCAUAUCCUGUUAGGAAUGUGACAUUCCCAGAUAAUGAAACUUAUCAAAACUUUUUGAACACAACUGGAAGGAAUAUGACUCUUGAGGACUGGCGUCGCAGGAACAUUGAUCAGAUGGUAGUGAGACUGUUCCAUACCAUACGCAACAACUAUGACAAUGUCACAUUCUCGAUUAGUCCUUUUGGUAUAUACAGGCCAGGUCAUCCAGAGGGUAUGCCAAAUUCAAUAAAAGGAUUUGAUCCAUACUCCAAUCUCUAUGCAGAUGCUAAGCGUUGGCUUCAGAGCGGUUGGGUUGAUAUCCUCAUUCCUCAAAUCUAUUGGGAGAUAAAACCACCAGAUCAAAGUUAUCCCGUUAUCCUCGACUGGUGGCUUAAAGCUUCUAACGAAAGACGUGGCCGUCAUGUGUAUGCAGGAAAUGCAUUGUACAAACUAGUUCAGAACAAUUGGAAUGCCUCAGAAAUCCUACAGCAGAUUCAAGUUUCACGAGACGAGGCCACGAGUAAAUUAAAAGGCUCAUUGGGAAAUGUACAUUUCUCUUUCAAAAAUCUGAAGCACAAUCAUAAAAACAUCACUAGUGCUCUAAAAGGUGGACCAUACCGUGAUAUCUGUCUGCCUCCCACGUUGCCACAUUUCCCAGACUCAGCACCGGCGCCACCUAGAGGUAUCCACAUGAUGACUAAUCGUCAAAUCAUGUGGUCACAUGACACGGCUGGCACAGUCAGAUCCUGGACAGUUUAUCAAAGAAAGGGAAACACAUUUGUACUGUAUGCUGUCCUCAACAGAGCUACAAAUAGGAUAGAUGUGAAAGACCCUGGUAUAUAUGCUGUGAAAGCUAUGAAUAAAAUAUCUGUUGAGAGUUCUGAAAGUUCUAUCGAGGUCAAACCAUAAGUUUAAAGGAUUGGUAUCGAUAUGGUG
Owenia fusiformis is the source of this 1572-nucleotide messenger RNA. The record is from the annotation of a GenBank genome assembly. Lineage: Eukaryota; Metazoa; Annelida; Polychaeta; Sabellida; Oweniidae.